Molecule: messenger RNA, 305 nt
Organism: Dentiscutata erythropus
Lineage: Eukaryota; Fungi; Glomeromycota; Glomeromycetes; Diversisporales; Gigasporaceae
Source: the annotation of a GenBank genome assembly
AUGAAUUGACUGCUAAUAAAUUAUUACAUUAUCAUAUUGAAAAUUUUGCCUUGGAUAGCCUAAUUUCUUAUGUGGAAAAGUUAAAUAUUCCCUGUCAGGACAACGCAAAAAAAGUACUCAUCGUAAAAAAUACUACUCCGACCGGUCAGAUUAGCCCCUUGGUGAAUAAAUUAUUAAAAGAAUAUUUAAAGCAGCAAAAACGGGAGCAAUUAAUUUCGGACUAUAAGUCCACCGGCAAAAGCAAAGCCAUGCGGGAGGAAGAUAAAAUUUAUGAAGGAAGCAUUGAAGAUGGCAUCGAGGAGUAA